Molecule: messenger RNA, 762 nt
Organism: Hermetia illucens (black soldier fly)
Lineage: Eukaryota; Metazoa; Arthropoda; Insecta; Diptera; Stratiomyidae
Exons: 1
Coding region: 1-762 (253 amino acids)
Source: RefSeq, a predicted model, not a curated record
AUGAUCCGUCAAAUCGAUGUUAAUCCAGAUGACUGGAAGUUCCAGAGAAUACUUUGGACUGAUAAUCAAUCAAGCACCAGCGAGCCUGCAGUGUACCGUCUUGCUACCGUUACUUACGGUACAAAGCCAGCACCAUACUUAGCAGGUCGCGUUCUUAAACAACUUCUCAGCGACGAGGGCUACAAGCUCCCAUUAGCAAUCGAACCUUUUGAAAAGGGUAGUUACAUCGACGACAUCACCGGAGGUGCUGAUACUCUCUCACGUCUCAACGAAAUCGCGUCUCAGGUUGAAGCUCUCUAUCUCACCGGGUAUUUUCCAGUAGCAAAGUGGAAAAUAAAUCAUCCAUCGUUCUGUAAAGUCAACUCAUCAAGUCUCAGCAGCAACACAUCUCACCAGUUCGAUGAGUCUACGUGUAAAAUUCUCGAUAUGUCCUGGAAAUGUUCUCCGGACAUUUUGACUUUUACAGGCCAUACAUCUCAAAUUUCGGCCAUCACGAAAUGCAUCAUACUGUCAGAAACAGCACAGUUGUUUGAUCCUCUUGGAUUAAUUUCACCAGUCAUUAUUCGAGCCAAAACUCAGAUACAGGACUUAUGGCUAGGAAAGAUUGGAUGGGAUGACCCACUAACUCCUCAGAUAACUCAUCGCUGGAAGACGUUCAGGAAUGAAUUGAUUGAUCUCGCAAGCCAGAAAAUAAAACGCUGGCUCAAUCUCACAUCUGACCUCUCACACGUCGAGAUACAUGGAUUUCCGGACGCAUCAUAA